CAUGCAUCGAGUGUUCGUCUUCACAGCCAGCCAGGCACCGUGCAUCUUCUCGGACUCGCCAGUGCACGUCCUUAGUAGCCGCCGUAGCCCGAUCCCUCAAACCUUCCCAAUUCGGCCGUUACCGAUCAUCCUCUCUCCCCUGUCUCGUCUCUGGCUCUACGGAGUCCACUUACGGUAGUUUCCCCUCGUUAACCGCCCAUGGGCAUGGCCCUAUGCCGCAGGGCCGUGCUCGGCUCCGCCUUCCCCCGCCCCUCCGCCAUCCGCGCUGCCGCCGCACGUCUCUCCGCCUCCCCGCGCCUCUUCUCCUCCGCGCGUGACGGCUUUCUUCUCCCCUCCCCGCGCCGAAUUCCUCCGCCCGCAUCCCGCGUGGCCCUGGUUAGUGCAGCUGCAGCCCCCCCGCGCCACAUUCACACUCCCAGCUCCGCGCGCAGUUUCCGCGCCUCUUUGUGCGGGGCUAGGGCGCUCGCGGGGAUUGGCGGGGGCAACACACAGCUGCUAUCCGCCGCCCGCAGCGGAGACAGGGGCGCGGGUAGCGGCGCAAUAAGGGGAGUGGCCAAUUGCGCAGGCAAAGGCGCAGGGGACGCGCAGCUGCGAUCCGCGGAGGGGAAGGAUGGUGCGGGAGUCGUGCGGAGUAGCGCCGCGCCUGGUGGGGCGGAGGGGGGAAGCGAGGGGCGAGGCAAGGGGAGAGGGGGGAAGAAGAGCAGGUCGAGCUAUGGCGCCGAGCACAUUCAGGUGCUGGAAGGGCUAGAGCCGGUGCGCAGGCGGCCAGGCAUGUACAUCGGCAGCACUGGACCCCGGGGGCUGCACCACCUGGUGUAUGAGGUGGUGGACAAUGCGAUUGACGAGGCACAGGCAGGCCAUGCCACCACCGUGGAGGUGCUGUUGGGAGCUGAUGGCUCCGUGUGCGUCACAGACAAUGGGCGAGGGAUUCCGACGGACAUCCAUCCCUCGACCGGCAAGUCAGCACUCGAGACUGUGCUCACAGUGCUGCAUGCGGGUGGCAAGUUCGGGGGUGACUCCAGUGGUUACCGCGUAUCUGGUGGGCUGCACGGUGUUGGCGUCUCUGUUGUGAAUGCGCUAUCUCAGUGGCUUGAGGCACAUGUGUGGCGGGACGGCAGGCAAUACUCGCAGCGGUUUGAGAGGGGAAUAUCCGUGGGGGGGAUGAGGGUGGAGGAAGUGGCGGGAGCGGGGGUAGACGAGGGGGAAGCACAGCGCACAGGCACACAAAUACACUUCCUGCCAGACCCUACAGUAUUCACCACAACCACCUCCUUUGACUUCACCACCAUUGCUGCGCGCCUCAGAGAGCUCGCCUUCCUCAACCCUCAGGUGGUGAUUCACCUCACAGAGGAGGCGGGCCGCUCAGUGGAGUUUCAUUUUGCGGGGGGGCUGCUGGAGUUUGUGCGGUGGCUGAAUAGCGAGAAGGCUCCAAUGCACGACCCUCAGAGUGUGGAGAUGGAGCGGGACGGAGUCGGGGUGGCGAUCGCAUGGCAGUGGUGCAGCGAUGCGUACAGCGACAACGUGGUGGGGUAUGCCAACAGCAUCCGCACCUCCGAUGGCGGCACGCACAUCGACGGCACCAAAGCUGCCUUUACUCGGACCCUCAAUGCUGCUGCCCGGAAGCAACGCCUGCUCAAGGAGAAGGAGGAGAAUCUGGCCGGGGAGCAUCUGAGGGAGGGGCUCACGUGUGUGGUGGCAGUGAAAGUGGGCAACCCGGAGUUUGAAGGGCAAACGAAGACGCGGUUGGGCAAUCCCGGGGUGCGGAGAAUAGUGGAUGCGGUGGUGAGCGAGGCCUUGACGGAAUUCCUCGACAAGAACCCAGCAGCGUGUGAAGCCAUAUUGAGCAAGGCGCUAGACGCGUACAAGGCUGCCGAAGCAGCGAAGAAGGCUCGGGAGCUGGUUCGGCGGAAGAGUGUGCUAAAGUCAGCCAUGCUCCCAGGCAAACUGGCAGACUGCUCGUGUGAAGACCCGGCCAAGUCAGAGGUGUUCAUAGUGGAGGGCGACUCAGCCGGUGGCAGCACCAAGCAGGGCCGAGACAGACGCUUCCAGGCGGUGCUGCCCCUACGAGGGAAGAUCCUCAACGUGGAGAGGAAGGACGAUGCAGCCAUCUACAAGAAUCAAGAGUUGCAGAACCUCAUCCUAGGGCUGGGGCUGGGCUUGAGGGGAGAGGAGUUUGACCAACGAGCCCUGCGCUACCACCGCAUCAUUCUGCUCACUGAUGCUGACGUGGAUGGGGGCCACAUCCGGACUCUGCUCCUCACCUUCCUCUUCCGCUACCAGAGAGCCCUCUUUGAGAAUGGCCAUGUGUUUGUCGGUGUCCCUCCCCUCUACAAGGUGGAGCUGGCUCGCCACGCGCCGGUCUACUGCUACACAGAGGCAGAGCUGCAGGCUCACCUGCGCUCCCUGCCUGCCUCAGCUUCCCCAACCCUCCAGCGCUUCAAAGGGCUAGGAGAGAUGAUGCCCGUGCAGCUGUGGGAAACAACGCUGGACCCCAGCCAGCGACGGCUGAAGCUGAUCACAGUGGAGGAGGCGGCUCAGGCCAGCGUCACCCUGUCGGUGCUCAUGGGCGAUAAGGUGGGGCCUCGCAAGGAGUUGAUUCAGACUGUGGGAAGUAAGAUGGCGGCAGCUGGCAUGCUUGACAUCUAGCCUUUCCUGGCAUUUUGCCUGCUCCUGUGUUGUUUUUUGGGGGGCAUUGUGGUGUUUUUUUCUUGUCCCAGAUGGGUUGUAUAGCAACAGUUGACCAUUAUUAAGGACAUUGUUUAGAGGAAGCUUAUUAGUCGUUAUAAAAAAUGUAGUGUGCUUAGUUCAUACAACCUGUAUGUACAUUACGUACAAUUUUCAUGGAACUU
Molecule: messenger RNA, 2849 nt
Organism: Closterium sp. NIES-67
Lineage: Eukaryota; Viridiplantae; Streptophyta; Zygnematophyceae; Desmidiales; Closteriaceae
Source: the annotation of a GenBank genome assembly